Otolemur garnettii (small-eared galago) is the source of this 945-nucleotide messenger RNA. RefSeq names its product olfactory receptor 5D16. Bases 1 to 945 code for a protein of 314 amino acids. Gene Ontology annotation, cellular component: membrane. Gene Ontology annotation, molecular function: odorant binding; olfactory receptor activity; G protein-coupled receptor activity. Gene Ontology annotation, biological process: G protein-coupled receptor signaling pathway; sensory perception of smell. The record is from RefSeq and is a predicted model, not a curated record. The transcript has a single exon. Lineage: Eukaryota; Metazoa; Chordata; Mammalia; Primates; Galagidae.
AUGUUUCUGACAGAGAGAAAUAGAACUUCUGAGGCCACGUUCACCCUCUUGGGCUUCUCAGAUUACCCGGAACUGUGGCUUCCCCUCUUCUUUAUAUUUCUGGCAAUCUAUACCUUCAGUGUGGUCGGGAAUCUUGGGAUGAUUGUGACCAUCAAAAUUAACCCCAAACUGCACACCCCCAUGUACUUUUUCCUCAGCCACCUCUCCUUUGUGGAUUUCUGCUACUCCUCCAUCAUUGCUCCCAAGAUGCUGGUGAACCUGAUUAUGGAAGACAGAACCAUUUCAUUCCCAGGGUGUAUGGUGCAAUUCUUUUUCUUUUGCACCUUUGUAGUGACUGAAUUGAUUCUGUUUGCCGUGAUGGCCUAUGAUCGCUUUGUGGCCAUUUGCAAUCCUCUGCUCUACACCGUGGCCAUGUCCCAGAAACUCUGUGCCUUGCUGGUGUUUGGAUCAUACGUGUGGGGAGUAGGGUGUUCCUUGACGCUCAUGUGCUCUGCUUUAAAGUUAUCUUUUCGGGGUUUUAACACGAUCAACCACUUCUUCUGUGAGUUAUCGUCCCUGAUAUCCCUGUCUUGCUCUGAUUCUUCUCUCACCCAGUUGCUUCUUUUCACUGUUGCCACUUUUAAUGAGAUAAUCACACUGCUCAUCAUUCUCACGUCUUAUGUGUUCAUCCUUGUCACCACCCUGAAGAUGCAUUCAGCCAGCGGGCACCGCAAAGUCUUCUCCACUUGUGCCUCCCACCUGACCGCCGUCACCAUCUUCCACGGCACCAUCCUCUUCCUCUACUGUGUGCCCAACUCCAAAAACUCCAGGCACACAGUCAAAGUGGCCUCCGUGUUUUACACAGUCGUGAUCCCCAUGCUGAAUCCACUGAUCUACAGUCUGAGAAAUAAAGACGUCAAAGAUACAGUCAGAAAAAUAGUGAACACAAAAUUGUUUUCGUAUUGA